Molecule: messenger RNA, 2511 nt
Organism: Saccostrea cuccullata (small rock oyster)
Lineage: Eukaryota; Metazoa; Mollusca; Bivalvia; Ostreida; Ostreidae
Product: piggyBac transposable element-derived protein 4-like
Exons: 4
Coding region: 96-1724 (542 amino acids)
Source: RefSeq, a predicted model, not a curated record
AUAUAUUUAACUUUUCAAGAGAAUUGGUAUCCCAGUCUUCUGUGGGGAGUUCCCAGAUUUCUUCUGCCAGUGAUGAUCCCCUCGCAAAUCCAGAUAUGCACUGGAGAGAUGCCAAUGUAGAGGACACAGGGGCACCAGAUCCACGAACUGUAGCAUUUCACCCAGAGAGGCAGCCCGGCAUUCAGUUGGGACGACUUUUAAGAUAUGGUGCUAGGCAGUUUCGAGAACCCAUGGAUUUCUUGAAACUGUUUCUGACGGAGGCGUUGGUCUUCUCAAUCUGUGUGGCCACCAAUGAUUAUGCCAAUAUGCUGAUAUCUAGAGGGGAAAGGUCAUCGUAUGCAAGUCAAGGGAAUUGGACUCCUCUCACUGAAGAGGAAUUGUACAGAUUUCUCGGAAUUAUUCUUUACAUGUCCGUGGUAAAGUUCCAGACGCUAGAAAGGUAUUGGUCAACACAGGCUCUCUAUCGGAACAACCCUGUACCAGGAGUUAUGUCCAGAACUAGAUUUCAGGCCAUCUUAUCGUUCUUACAAGUAACACCUCCAGCUGAUAUCGACAAAGCUGAGAAGUUGACACGCGUACAGUCUUUGGUGGAUCAUGUUAAAGAGAAGUCCAAGGAAUUAUACCAGCCGCACAGGGAAAUAGCUGUAGAUGAGAGAAUGGUAUCCUCAAAGCAUAAGUUCUCUGGUAUUCGCCAGUUUAUUAAAGACAAGCCUAUUCGAUUUGGUAUAAAGCUUUGGGUUGUAGCUUGUAACAUGUCUGGGUAUACAUACGACUUUUUUGUUUAUCUUGGUAAAAAGAACACAAUUUUUACUGAACGUGCAAAAGGUCUUGGAUACAAUGUAACACUUAGAUUAUGUGAGUCCCUUUUUGAUCAAGGGUAUAGGCUUUUUACUGAUUGUUUUUAUACGUCUUUAGCUCUUGGCAAAGAAUUGUUUGCAAGGAAACUUUACCUUGUUGGGGUACUGAAAUCAAACAGUUUAUCUAUACCUGAUGAACUUAGAGAUGUUAAAAUCUGGGAAAGAGUAGCAACACGUGGUGACUUUAGAUGGCAGAGAGUUGAUGAAUUUGUAUUUGUUCAGUGGAAAGAUUGUAAGGUUGUCACUUUUAUGUCACCUUUACAUCAGGGUUCAGCUACAACUGUUUGUGAACGCACUAUGAAAUCUAGAUUAACUUGGAACAAAAAACAACUUGUACAACCUGUAGUAGCAAAUGAUUAUAAUAAAUGUAUGGGAGCUGUUGAUCUUUCAAACCAGUUUACUAAUAAAUAUCCAUCUUAUAUAAGAACACAAUAUCAUUGGUGGAAAGUUCUGUUUUUUCAUUUACUAGAUAUUAUGGUUGUGAAUUCAUAUAUUCUUUUUCAAGAAUUUAGAAAAUCGCACGAAAGUCAGAUUACAAAUUGUUCUUCAGGGUUUGGACAACUUGAAUUCCGUGAAUCACUUGCUUUGUCACUGAUGGGUUUGAAUGAAAAGUCUGUAUCAAAAGAAAGUGUUAUUCAAUGUAUACCUGAAUUUUUAGAGAAAAGGAAAGAUUGUGUAUUUUGUAAUGCUGAGGCAAUACUUUUGAAUAAGAAGUCUCCUAGUUAUAAGACACUUGUAUUUUGUCCAUCAUGCCAAGUUCCUCUUUGUUUGUCAAGUGACAGAAAUUGUUUUAAGAAAUGGCAUAGUAAAGAAGGAGAAGAUGUUCGAAAGAGUGCAGAUUUGUCAUGUAAAAAGAGAAAGCUAUGAAAUUAUUCUGUACAUGUAUUCUUUAAAGGACAUACCAUAUUUCUGUCCAGUGAAUUCAAAUAUAUGUACAUUAUAUAAAUGUAACCGUCGUGAGACAUGAUGAUGAUGCCGUGCAUAAAAGUUUCUCAACAAUUAUGUUCAACUUCUUGAUUAUCAAUUAUAUAAAAUGUACAUUUAGGUGUAAUUUCCAUACAUUUGUUGACAUGCAAGUAAUAGUGCUAUUUGUCAAUUUUUUAAUGAAAUUUUUAUCAAAUUUGGAAAUUUUUGUAAAAUGAAUAUGAAAUUCAUAAUUGAAAACCACAUUUCAUUUUAAUAACUUUUUAGAUACUAGUAAUUAGUUUGAACUGUUUUUAAUGGAAGAAGUGAAACAUUACAGUGUCACAUGGAUAGUACCUUAGUAUUUUUGUAUAUAUUUCUGGGCUGAAAAAUGGAAGGAAAAGUUAGAAAAAAACAAAAUUCUGAAGCACAAUUUUUGCACUUGAUGACCUUUGACCUUUAUUGUCUAAAAAAUAUUAAUGAUAAUUAUUGCUCUUAAUGCUUAAAACCUUAGAAAAAUGUGUAUAGGGAAUAUCUUUUUGAUUAAUUUGGUAAUUAUGCUAAUUAUUAUGUUUUGUAAUUAUUAUGUUUUGUUAUUAUAUUGACAUUGUACUGGAUGGAAGCAGAAAUGUGAAAUUAAGUUAAAAUUGUAUUAUGGGUAAUGUUACUUAGCAACCAGAAAUAUUCAUUUAUCAAUUAAAUUGAUUACUGUGAUAAUGGUGUUUUAGUUGUAUCUUAGUAGGCUCAAGUU